AUGGUAACUAAUAUUAAAACAAUAAGUAAUUAAUACCAUAGUUUUUCUAUGUGCUAAAUUAUGCGAUACAAUUGUAAACUGCCUGUAAACAUUUUUUUUGCUUUUUAGUCAUGCCUAUCUAUACCUCGGUCCAAUAAAAGACGCAACACGGCAAAUGCUAAAAGAGUACGCUUAGCGCGUAGUAAUGAAACUUCCGGUGAUCGAGACUACGGACUUUCUCAAAAAGAGAUUGUCGAAAGAAAUCGUAUGCCGAUUUUCAAAGUCCAAUGCCAGGUACGUCAUCAAAGUAUAUCAUUAUAUUUGUACAUUAGGGGGCGCGGGCAGUGCACGACAAACGAAAAUUAAAGAGUGAUGAACCCGAUUUUAAUGACGUGUGUGGUUCUUCAAACGCAAGAAAGAGACAAGGGCCCGACGAUGGAGAUUUCGUGACAGCUGAGCCAAUGAUAAUUUCGAUGCGAUUCCCGUUGUCGGUGACCGCUACCGUGAAAUCCGGUGGGCCGCUGUUGACUAUACUGCCGCGAAGCGGCGUGCGUUUAAACAUUUUAAUGCCGGGGACAAUAACGCGCGUGGACGAAAUAUUGAAAACGCUGCCGAUCGUAAACGCGUAA
This is a messenger RNA of Cinara cedri, 608 nucleotides long. The record is from the annotation of a GenBank genome assembly. NCBI's taxonomy places the organism in Eukaryota, Metazoa, Arthropoda, Insecta, Hemiptera, Aphididae.